Schistosoma margrebowiei is the source of this 4225-nucleotide messenger RNA. NCBI's taxonomy places the organism in Eukaryota, Metazoa, Platyhelminthes, Trematoda, Strigeidida, Schistosomatidae. The record is from the annotation of a GenBank genome assembly.
ACACCGAACGGGCGGCCAUUACGAGAGUUGCGGAUGCUUCCGAGAAGUUGGGGAUAAUGGAGGAUGAGUCGUUUAUGAGCGAUGUUGAGGAUUAUGUUAAACAGCAUAAUGUGCAAGAAAUUCUCAGAGACUGCGUUGUUAACUUGUGCCUACAUCGUCCUAGUAAUCCAAUUGCAUUUCUCCGUGAGUAUUUUGAGAAGCUGGAGGUUUGUAAUGGAAAAUGUACUGCAGCAUCAACUAGUCAUGUAACUGGGUUCGCUUUUCAUAAACACCCAGAACUCAAUGAAGAUUCACACACAUUUCCUAUAUCAAAUACCUCCAGCCGCCCUUUCCAACAUGAAGUUAAAAGUCAUGGGAGUGGUCGCUUUGGUGUUAUUAUUCCCUCCGUGAGCUCUCAGAAUUGUGGGCAAUCUUCAGAAAUGAAUAACCAUCGAUGCUCCUGUGAUACAGAUAAUCUUAUUCCUAACACUCUUGAAAAAAGUUUGACCGAAACUCCUUUGAAAGUUGAUAGUAGUUAUGAAUCCAAUAAUAUGAAUGAAGAUGGAAGUGGUUAUGAUGGAGGAAAUAGUGGGGGGACGAGAGGUUUGUUAGCUGUAUCACCCUCCGGAGUUAGUUUAACUAGACGUCGAUCUCGAAGAGGAGCAGUUAGUGGUGAAGUUUAUACAGAAGAAGAUGCUGCAUCUUACGUUAAGAAGGUUGUACCGAAGGAUUAUAAAACGAUGACAGCUCUUUCAAAGGCUAUCGCCAAAAAUGUUCUAUUUUCUCAUUUAGAUGAGACGGAAAGGAGUGAUAUAUUUGAUGCCAUGUUCCCUGUACAUCGUAAUUCAGGCGAUGUGAUUAUUCAGCAAGGAGAUGAAGGUGAUAAUUUCUACAUAAUCGACCAGGGUGAGGUUGAUAUCUUCCUCAAUAAUGAGUAUAGUAGUACAAUCGGGGAAGGAGGUAGUUUCGGUGAACUAGCUCUCAUCUACGGUACGCCUAGAGCAGCUACGGUUAGAGCGAAAACGGAAGUUAAAUUAUGGGGUAUUGAUCGAGAUUCUUAUAGAAGAAUACUGAUGGGGAGUACUAUUCGUCGUCGAAAAGUGUAUCAGGAAUUCCUAUGUCGUGUACCUAUUUUAGAUAAUCUUGACAAAUGGGAACGACUAACUGUAGCAGAUGCUCUCGAACCAGUCCGUUUCGAAGAUGGUGAAGUUGUUGUUCGUCAAGGUGAACAUGGUGAUGACUUCUUUAUUAUUACAGAGGGUACAGCUGCUGUUUUGCAAAGGCCGUCUGAAUCGGGUGAACAAGUUGAAGUCGGUAAAUUAAGACCAUCAGACUAUUUUGGUAAGUGUUUUAUUUGUUUGAAGAAUUUGUAUAAGUUGUUAGCUUAACAUAAUGUAUCGAACACAUAAUUUAACGCUUGUUACGUCGUGAAGCUAUACAUUUCAUUAAACACUCGGAACUUAGCACUCACCACAAAUAAUUUAUAAUAAUUACAAUCUAGAGUUCUGGACAUUAUCGACUGCUUUUUUAACCAUAAAUCUGUAGUUUAAAGUACGAAAUUAGAAUACAAUCUAGUUCGAAUUCAUUAAACGAAAGUGAUAAUUCUUUAGGUCUUUAAAGUAUAACCAUGUCUACUCUGUUAUGUGAAAGCAAUCAUACACCUAAUUUAUAUUAAUUGAAUGAAAGUCAAUAUAUUUCAGGUCGUUCAACGCUUAAACAAAUAAACGAGUUUCAAUAGUUUUUAUCCUUUCAUUCGUGAAUCCAGGUAAAUUACAAGAAUCUUGAAGAGCAAAUUGUAAAUGCACUCAAAAAUGCUGGGACGGAGUGGAGUAAACAUUGACAUUUACAAAAGUUUGUGGACUGGUAUUUUAGAAACUGCGUCUUCCAUUACAGUAAGGUGCAAGACAAAAAGGACUUAGAUUCGUGCAAUCUAAAGUAUGUUACUCAUAAGUACCUAACAUAUUGUGGAAUUUUCCUGCGCACUUGUUAUUAGUUGAUCGUUGACUCAUUACUUCGGAUCAACCAAUAUUGUACUGUUCACCUUUAUCUUUGUUAAGUAUUGGUACUCAUUGAUAAUUUAAUCACGUUGAAUGUAAAAGAGACCAGUUAUUAUUUACUAUCGAGCCAUUCAUUUGUUGUGUAAUCUGAUGAAGAUAAAACGUUUUCGUCCUAAUAAACCUCAGAACACGUUAUUCCAGGUAAUAUGAUAAACCACAUGUAAUCGAAAAAACAGAAAACCUCUCGGUGAGUUCGAACCGCCAAAAUCAUCUGAAGAGUUUAUGGUAGAGUUUAGCUAGAAAGUUUAGAUAAAGACAAGUUGUUAUAAAAUUAAUUAUCUAGCCGAUAAAUAAGUAGUGUAGUAGCUUAUUUUGACAAAGUAGUGUUUAACUUAAGGAUGCCUUACUAGUAAAAUAAACAUACGACCUCGUCCUUGAUGUAUUUUACUGGUGCAUUUCGAUAAAUACGUCACUUAUCUGAAUAAAAAACUGACUCAAAAUAUAGGGCUUGGUUUAAUGAGUGGGCUACAUUUUUUGACUAAACGAAUUCUAUUCUGGCGGAAAACUGCUUGACUUCCCUGAUAUGCGUAUAUUUAUGGAAAUAAUACUCGAUUUAGAUGUUAUUUUCGGCACAACUCACUGUUGAUUUUCCGGUUUCUAUUUAUUUAUUUAAACACAUAAAUAUUGAUACAAAGGGGCACUGAAUACAUGUGCACCACACAAGUCACUUGGUUUGUGUGUGGGCUGUGAUACUACUCGGAUAUCCAGAUCGGCCUAAAGGUGUGAUCCACAAGGCAGUGGAGCAACGCCAGGAGAUGCAGUCCCAUGGUAGCAGGUGGUCAAUAUAGUUGGUUCAUACGCCAUUUGUUCCAUCAUGAUCCUGGAGCCCAUGUGCACCAGUGGUUUGGGAUCAGGGUUUUCCAACUCCCUUAGCUGGGUCCUCCGUGUCCACCAACCCGGUUUAAGCGCCGGACAUUCGCUUUUCAUCCUGUCAAUUUCGUAAACAACACCCCAGCUGCGAGAAGGCGAUGAGUAGGACUUCCCUAGGAGUGGCUGUAUACGCGUGGUCAUGUGAGAGCAUUUCGAGUCUAUAUUUGGAAGUCAUAGAUACAGUGAAUUUAAUCUAAGAUGUGUAACAGGUUACAAUAUUUGCACUGGACUGUAAAUCAACUUCUAGUGUUCAGUCAAACUGCUGUUUAGUAGCAUUUUCAGUUUUUCUUCUGUUUGCACACUGAAGAGAAAUUCCGGCAAAGCGACAUGUCCCUAAAAAUUGCUUGUUCGUAUUACUAUUUUAUUUCAUCGAACUAUAUCGGGCUUGUUACUUUAAAGAAUUUCUGGUUAAGUUGAGGACAGUAAGACUUUCUGCUAUCACUCGUUAGUCGUAUUACAUCUAAUCGUCCUGAAUUCGCCCAUUUUGUGACAUAAGUCGCUACUAAAUCAAGUGAUGUAAACAUUAGAAAGUGGUACAUUUCUAGAAUCUAAUAUUUGAAUAAUCGGAGAAUAUUUUAGCUCAUAAAUCGUAACGCAAAACUAUCAGUUACUUGUCCCCUUGAAAGACAUUGGUAUAUAUUCCCCAAUAAUACACCUAGAUUUCAUACAGUAACAACACCGUAAAAAGUCGUAUUGUUAGCAAUUUCUGUUAGAAUUAAAUAUAUUACCAAUUUUUUACGCACUUAAUUAUUUGACUUCUCAAACUUAUUUUACAUAGGUGAGAUUGCUUUACUGCUUGAUCGACCACGUGCAGCAACUGUUGUUGCCCAAGGUACUCUACGUUGCGUGAAACUUGACCGCAAACGAUUUGAACGAGUCAUGGGUCCGUGUUCAGAUAUUUUGAAACGCAACAUAGCUAAAUAUAAUAGCUAUAUUUCUUUGAGUGUAUGAAUUUGUAGUUCUUUUUUAGGGUAAUUAGUUCCCAAGAUGAGAAGUUGGGUAUGAAUUCAGAAAAGCUAUGAAUCUUCUAAAGUAAUUUGUUUUACUAUAACACAGGUUACUUAAUUUGUUGUGAACGCCAACAAUGGAUUCUUUAUUUAUUAUCCUCGACAUAAAUAUAUGUUAGAAACGCUUUUAAUGCUUUUUAAAAGCAAUUGUAAACUGGUGCGGGGAAACAUACUUCAUUUAAACAUGGUUCAAUAACAUAAACACGUGCACAUUCCAUCUAGUUCUUGACAUUUGUCCAUGAUUGAAGGAAGCUGUUGAGUAAACUAAAGCUCAGCAUAGUGAAUAGAUGCCUAAUACAUCUAUUUGGCCUU